CCCGGCACCAGGCGGGGCCCCGGUGGGAGCGCUGCAGCCGCAGCUGCUGCUCUGCAGAGCGGGGCCCGGGGUCGGGGCCGGGGCGCCCUCGUUCCCACUUUUCUCCCGCCGCUAUGAGCCAGGGAAGUCCGGGGGACUGGGCCCCCCUCGACCCUACCCCGGGACCCCCGACGCCCCCCAACCCCUUCGUGCAUGAGUUACAUCUCUCCCGCCUCCAGAGGGUUAAGUUCUGCCUCCUGGGGGCACUGCUGGCCCCCAUCCGAGUGCUUCUAGCCUUUAUCGUCCUCUUUCUCCUCUGGCCCUUUGCCUGGCUUCAAGUAGCUGGUCUCACCGAGGAGCAGCUUCAGGAACCAAUUACAGGAUGGCGGAAGACCGUGUGCCACAAUGGGGUGCUGGGUCUCAGCCGCCUGCUCUUUUUCCUGCUGGGCUUCCUUCGAAUUCGAGUUCGGGGCCAGCGGGCCUCUCGCCUUCAAGCCCCUGUCCUCGUUGCCGCUCCCCACUCUACUUUCUUCGACCCCAUUGUCCUGCUGCCCUGUGACCUGCCCAAGGUUGUGUCCCGUGCCGAGAACCUUUCUGUGCCUGUCAUUGGAGCCCUUCUUCGCUUCAACCAAGCCAUCUUAGUAUCCCGGCACGACCCGGCGUCUCGGCGCAGAGUAGUGGAGGAGGUCCGAAGGCGGGCUACCUCAGGAGGCAAGUGGCCCCAGGUACUAUUCUUUCCUGAGGGCACCUGUUCCAACAAGAAGGCUUUGCUUAAAUUCAAACCAGGAGCCUUCAUCGCAGGGGUUCCUGUGCAACCUGUCCUCAUCCGAUACCCCAACAGUCUGGACACCACCAGCUGGGCAUGGAGGGGCCCUGGAGUACUUAAAGUCCUCUGGCUCACAGCCUCUCAGCCCUGCAGCAUCGUGGACGUGGAGUUCCUCCCUGUGUACCACCCCAGCCCAGAGGAAAGCAGGAACCCCACCCUCUAUGCCAACAAUGUCCAGAGGGUUAUGGCACAGGCCCUGGGCAUUCCAGCCACUGAGUGUGAGUUUGUAGGGAGCUUGCCUGUGAUCGUGGUGGGCCGGCUGAAGGUAGCACUGGAGCCACAGCUCUGGGAACUGGGAAAAGUGCUUCGGAAGGCUGGGCUGUCCCCUGGCCAUGUGGACGCUGGGGCAGAGCCAGGCCGGAGUCGAAUGAUCAGCCAGGAGGAGUUUGCCAGGCAGCUACAGCUCUCUGACCCCCAGACGGUGGCUGGAGCCUUUAGCUACUUUCAGCAGGAUGCCAAGGGUUUGGUGGACUUUAGAGAUGUGGCCUUGGCACUGGCAGCUCUGGAUGGGGGCAGGAGCCUGGAGGAGCUGACUCGCCUGGCCUUUGAGCUCUUUGCCGAGGAGCAAGUAGAAGCACCCGACCGCCUGCUGUACAAAGACGGCUUCAGCACCAUCCUGCACCUGCUGCUAGGGUCACCCCGCCCUGCUGCUGCGACUUUGCAUGCUGAGCUGUGCCAGGGGGGUCCCCACCAGGGCCUCUCCCUCUGUGAGUCACUGCCUCCUCUGCCAGGACGGCUCGGGCCAUCAUCAGCACAGGCUGGGAGAGGGUGCUGGGGAUCCUCGUACAAGAGGUCAGUUCCAGGACUUCUCCCUCCACGAUCCGCUCCACGGGAAGCUCUUCAGCACCUAUCUGCGCCCCUCCCAGAAACCACAUGCCUCAUCCCCAGGCACCCCCACUGCUCUGGCCAACGGGACUGUGCAAGCUCCCAAGCAGAAGGGCGACUGAGCGCCUCGACCUCCCCAGCUUGCCUCCGGCCUACCCUGUGCCUCAAGCCCAUUUGCUCCUGCUUGAUUUUUUUGUUAUUGUUGUUUUUUUUUAAUUUGAUUUUCAUUUUUUUUGUUUGUUUGGGUUUUUUUUUUUUGUAAGAAACUAUUUUAUAUAUAAAUAUA
Prionailurus viverrinus (fishing cat) is the source of this 1916-nucleotide messenger RNA. RefSeq names its product lysophosphatidylcholine acyltransferase 4 (gene LPCAT4). Gene Ontology annotation, molecular function: 1-acylglycerophosphocholine O-acyltransferase activity. Lineage: Eukaryota; Metazoa; Chordata; Mammalia; Carnivora; Felidae. The record is from RefSeq and is a predicted model, not a curated record. The transcript is spliced from 14 exons. Gene Ontology annotation, biological process: phosphatidylcholine acyl-chain remodeling. Bases 114 to 1892 code for a protein of 592 amino acids. Gene Ontology annotation, cellular component: endoplasmic reticulum.